AUGAUGGAGGAAGUAAUGGCAGACGUACCCUUGUUUCCGGUAACCGUGGUGGGCAGUUGGCCCCGCCCCCCGGAACUGAUUCAGGCCCUGCGGAGACGGCAAGCUGACGAGGUUUCCGAGGAUGAGUUCAAUGCCGUAGCGGAUAAGGCGGUGAUACAGGCGCUCAAAGAGCAGGAAGAAGCGGGCACUGACAUUAUCAGUGACGGCGAGCAGCGGCGGGACAACUUCUACUCCUACGUUGUCGGCAAGAUUGCCGGCAUGCAGCUGAUGAAGGUCUCGGAACUGCUGGACUACGCAAAGGACCGGGCCCGGCUGGAGGAACAGUUGCGGGCUCUGGACGUGCCUGCUUUCGCCAUUAAGAGUCCCAUUGUGGUUGAGAAGAUUUCGACCAGAGAAGGACUGUCCCUGGACGAACUGGCCUUCCUGAAGAAACACACGGAUAAACCGAUCAAGAUACCCAUUCCCGGCCCCUAUAUGCUGACCCGCUCAAGCUGGUUUGAGGGACUGUCCGACAAGAUCUACCCUUCUCCUGAAGAUCUGGCCAAAGACGUGGUGCAGAUUCUGCGGGAAGAGACCAUCAAGCUGCGGGACAUGGGCGCCGACUUUAUCCAGUACGACGAACCCAUUCUGACCCAGGUGGUGCUGGGCGAAGAAUCGAGCGAGACGUUUAUGUGCGCCUCGCUUCCCCAGCGCCGCGACCCGACCACCGAGCUGGAGUUUGCCCUGCGCCUGAUGAACGAGGUGGCGGAGGGCAUCGAAGGGGUCAAGCUGGGUGUGCACGUCUGCCGGGGCAACUGGAGCCGCAAGGAAGAGGUGCUCUUGACUGGAAACUAUGGACCCUUGCUGCCCUACCUGGUGCAGAUGAACGUUGACCAACUGGUGCUGGAAUGUGCUACGCCCCGCGCCGGAGAGAUGGAAGUAUUCAAGGAAUACGCUAACGAGAAGGAGAUUGGCCUGGGGGUGGUUAAUCCGCGUACCGACGAGCUGGAAACCCCGGCCAUGAUCGUAGAACGGGUCAAUGAAAUGCUGGAGUAUUUUGACGCGGACAAGAUUUACCUGAAUCCGGACUGCGGCUUCGGCACCUUCGCCGAGCGCAACAUCAACACCUCCGAGGGCGCUUUCCACAAGAUGAGAGUGAUUGGCGAGGCGGCCCAGGAACUGCGCAAACUGCACGGCUAG
Messenger RNA from Geodia barretti, 1179 nucleotides. NCBI's taxonomy places the organism in Eukaryota, Metazoa, Porifera, Demospongiae, Tetractinellida, Geodiidae. The record is from the annotation of a GenBank genome assembly.